AUGCUCAGUGAUAAGGAAUCGCUGGCGUUUGCAGAGGAGGGCAACUCCCCACCCCUGUCGCGGCAGCCAACGAAAGCACCGGCGGCCGUGCCAAAACGGCCACGGAUCAACACGAUGCCGCGCCUGCAUUCACCUAGCCUGCAGACUGCCAAAACAGCGCGCUCAAAGCCUCCGCUGCACAGCUCGGCGUCCGGUGCCGCGGCAGGUGGCACCACCGCGCACCCGUCUCCCUCCGCAGCCGCCAGCAAGCCAACCAAGGCCGACAUCAUGUCCGAUUCAGACACCGACAGCAUUUUAUUUGCCGAGGAGGACGGCUCAGCGGCGGGGAUGCCGAUGCGUUCAUCCACAUCGGCAAUGGUGCGGCCGGCGACUCGGCAGAGCCUCACUUGUGCAACACCGGCCGGGAGGGCAAAACGACUAAGUCGCGCCAGUAGCAUCGGCUCCAUUCAGUUCAACUCAGAGCCGGGUAGUCGGAGUACAUCCCCUGGUCCCAAGGUUCGCGUGAAUCCUCGUGCUUCGACACCCGUGGAAAAGGCGGAGCCGCUACCCCCGCCGCUCUCCAGUGCCAAAUGCUGUGUUCCUACCGACACCAGCAUCAGCUUCAUUGAACUUGGCUCGGAGUGCAUAGAGUUCGGGCUCUCCUCGCCGGCGCAGCCCGAGAAAGAGAAGUGCACGGCGCCCGUGAAGAACAGCGCCCCUCCGUUCUGUCCUCUCUCAACUCUGUCCGGUGAAGCAGCGGCCGCCGGAUCAGCAGGUCGGCAUUCGACAGUCAACGAGGACAGUAUUGCCUUCCAGACUGAGGACGACAGCGACUUCAUACAGAGCAUCAGCACCCCCGUCUUGCCCCAGAACCGAAGCCUCGCGGCGAUGAACAGCGGGAGCAUUCCUGCCAGGCGCGACGGUCACUCUGCCUCUGCCCUGGAAAGCUGUGCAGGUAACUCUGUGGGUAACGACAGCAUUGCUUUCAUGCUCGAAGACGACGCGAAUGACAAGAACCUGCCGUUGGGGGCGACUGUUGCGUACCCGUCGAAGCGGGACACCGGGACGCCGAAGGUAUCGUCGUCGAAUCGCUCCCACUCGUUGCACAGUCGCCCGCCGUCGCGGCCGCUGAGCCCGUCGAUUCGAUUUGACAUAGACAACGCAGGCAACGAGAGUGCCAUGGAGCGCUCCGACCCGCUGCUUGGCAGCCGUGGUACUCACCCGCUCGCCGCAAACAAUCUGCCUGUAUUUGGUCACGGUUCGACUCCAACUUCGUCGCCAAUUCCGGACGCCCUCUCCCCCAGCAUCAAUGCGGCACUGGGCAGCGCAGCGGGUGUCGGUGUUCUUGACGCCGCUGGAGAGGCUGACACGGCAGCAACACCUUCACCGACAGCCUCUCAACUGGCCAAAAAAACCGUCGUGACAAAUCGCCUCCAACAGCCAAAGACUCAGCACUCGCGUCUGCCUCAACCGCGCAAGCACGCCCCCACACCAGUCGGCGGGGACGCAGAGCUGUCUCCCUCGCGCACCCCCACUCACCCGCCACUGUACCAAAGGGCAGCGGUGUCCACCCCUCUCGACGCGCAGGCCGCUAGGGCGCCGUUGGUGUCGUCUACUGGAGGCUCGAAGAGCCGCUCUGCCUCCUUGAGCGACCGCAACUUGUCAAGGAAGAAGGGCGCUCGGCUGCCCUCGUCUCCUCACCCCACGCACGAGGAACAGCAAGAACGGCUGAAGCGUCGACCGAAGGAGUCCACGGCGUCCUGGACAACAGGUGAGUCGCCAAAUCGCCGACCUGUCACAGAGGAAGGCAGCACCGGGUCGAUGGAUUCACCACCCGAGGCUCUCGUCACGGGGGCCCGAAGUCAGACCUCAACAGCGAUCGCCUCUGCCAUCCCCUCGCCGACGCAGGCGAUGCAAAUGGCGUUCCCGGCACCCGCCGGUCAAGGCGCCCUCCACUGUCCUGUUCAGGUGUAUUCGGUCAACCGGGAAGGAGAGAACCAGUAUUACCGGCACCACCAGCAGCUAUACCGAGGUGCGAACCCCCGCACAGCCGACGACCACGCGUACGCGCUGGAGAUGCGCGGCGAGUUCGUCACCGGUGCCUUUGAAGAGGCAGAGCAGUGGCGCCAGUUUAAUGAACGGCAACGUGCAGAGCUGGUCGAGCUACGCAAGCGCAUCGCCAUUGCCCGUCGGCAGGAUCGCACGCUCCUGGAGAGCUCGCCGUCGCACGAGUGGAAAGCUCUAAUGCCCGCCCCCAACAAUCGCAGCCUCGUCCCGCAGCCAACACCGAUGGGAGGUAGAUACAGCAGCAUGAGACCGCGAUCACAAGGAGCACUGCACCGACCUGCGGUGCGCGACAAAGACGCCAAGAGCGGAGGUGAGCAAGGCAAACGGUUCAGAGAGGCGCCCUGGACGCUACCGCAGACAGGCAGCGCUAGACGCCUUCAGGCACCCGUCAAAGACGCUUACGCCCCCGCCGCUGCUGCUGAUAUGCCGUCCCCCUAUCCGGCUCACCGGACCGGGCCUGCCGUGUCAUCUCCGAAUCCUUACCCGCCCGCCACAUCCGCUACGCACGGAGUGCCGUCUGAUAGCAUCGCGCAGUCGGCGGCAGCAGCCUCCGUCGCGAACCUUUUGGGCAUUCUCUGGCCUCCUCGUACGUCAGCCGCAAAUCCCUCGCAGCGGCUCUCUCAAGCUAUCGGCACUCUCGUACCUGAAAGCGGCGCCCCGGAAGUUGACCUGUACUUCUUGAACGGGUCGCGACUUACCCCAAACCAAGUGGCGAGCUUCUUUGACCUCGUCCGCGUACAAAAGGACGCUGGGUCUCGCACGGUUGCAGCAGCUCUGCCUCGGGCGAGCGUGGCAGGGGCACUGGAGACCCUUUCUCCCACCAAGCUUCGUCAGCAAGCGAUACCCUCCUCCCUCACGGUGACGGCGAAGCGUGGCGGCGAUGCUGUGUACGUCGACCCGGCAGACCUCUACGCCGUUGGACACUCGAUUCCUCGCUCAUUGUCGCCGACUCGCGACAGCCGCGCAGCCCCGCUUUCCGCGAAGCUCACCGCCCUGCUCCCCAAGAAGGCGAUUCGCCGCAGCCGCGUGCUGCGGGAGGUAUUUGACGCGAUGGACCUCAAGCGGCAAGGCACCAUCGCGCUGGACCAUCUUCCGUCUCUGGCUCGCUUGUUUGAAGUCGAGCUUGCCUCCAUCGAGCACAGUCGCGAAUCACUUCUUCAAGGCAACGCAGCGCCGCUGAGGUCGCUGUUGGAAUCCGCAGUGGCAAGCCGACAACUGCACGCCACCUCGUGGAGAGGUGCACGCGAGAAUGUCGCUGCUGGCGCCCACAGGGGCCUGGACGCCGUUGACAGUGUCGCGCUCGAUUACGCCGGACUCACUCGGGACCAGCGAGCGAAGUUAACGCACCUCACGCGUCGCCUGCUGCUCUUGUCGUUUGCCGUGAAUGUCGUCAUUCCCAUUGCUUCGGCGAGCCGCAUUCCUUUGCUGGACUUCUCGACACUCAGCAUGAUUGUCUACGCCGCUGUGGACAACGUCGACCAAUCCGUGGGCUCGCCGAAGGGGGAGUGGCGGCAAGUGGUGCAGGAAUACUUUGUUGCCCUGACUGCGUGA
Messenger RNA from Leishmania mexicana MHOM/GT/2001/U1103, 3597 nucleotides. RefSeq lists its product as hypothetical. The coding region runs from base 1 to 3597 and encodes 1198 amino acids. Lineage: Eukaryota; Euglenozoa; Kinetoplastea; Trypanosomatida; Trypanosomatidae. The transcript has a single exon. The record is from RefSeq and is a predicted model, not a curated record.